GCUUUACCGAGUUUACCGUACGUCGCGAUAAUACUCGACCGACGGUAACAUUAUUAUUUAUUAGUUUGUUACGUUGAACGUCCCCUUCUUAUCCGGUGUCGCGCGAUUCAAUAAUUUCUUCAAUAAUUAUCAUUUAUCAAUAUUAUCAUUAUUAUUGCAAGAGUCAACUGAGUCAAGUUGCUAGUCGUUGUUCGUCGUUGGACGUUAUUGAUGUUAUUCGUAAUUGACUGGUACGACCGUACGAAAUUUACUGACCAAUUUGUUUUUGCAUCGAGUUCGUUUGCGUCGAGAUAACCGUUAAAUUUACGUCGUUGUUCGUGUCGACAGCAAAUCUGAUCAAGACCCUGGCACAGGAGGGUGCCCCAACACCAUCUCGAGACGGUGUCACCAUGUCGCGUCGGAUUUUACAGCACUUCCAGAGCACUGGUUUUCAUAUUUCUUCAACUGAAUGGAAAUAGGUACCUAUCGUUGGCGUAUCAAAUCAACGGAUAGUCAGGCUGGUCUUGUCUGACGAGAACGUUGAUGUUAGAGGUGUCCCUACGAAACUAUUGGAUUCAGGACAUCAUAUCUUACCCGCCAGCAGACUAUUGCCGCCACAGGCAUUAUUUCAUAUGCAGACUACAUAAUGAGAAAGCUGAGUGUUAGCAGUAUGAACAAAACUCAGAAAAAUGUUCCUCAAGUAAAGAAAGUGCCUCCACCAGCCAUUCCGGAUUCAGUUGCAUGCCGACAUUCGGGUAGUAGCUUCGGAUCAACAGGAUAUAGCAGCUCCAGUGAUGACGCAUUUUUAGAUCCAAAUACUUGUACCAAACCAGAUAUCUAUGAUGGGUCAGAUACUUAUUGCCCAAUUGGAAAUAAAUCACCAUCGUCACAAUUCAAUCAUCCAGCUUUCACAUUUCCAGGAUCUACUUCGUAUUCUCACCCCAGUGGAAAUAUGAAAAUGUAUUACCACCAGUUAUCACUUCAGGAAGAUCAAGGAAUUGAUAUGACUCAAAGUCCUGGUCGUGAUAGUCCUGGUUCAUCUGGUUCAGGUUCAGGAUCACGUCAUUCUACGGCAAGUUUAGAUAGUGGUCGUGCUUCAGGGUGUCAUCUUCGAGGAAACACUCAUUGGCAUCCAGAACUUAGUCCAUCUACUAGGGUGGAAAGACUCCUCAAUCAAGGGGUUCCAGAUAAAGAUAUAAUGUACAGUUGGUUAGUUGAUCUACAUCUAGAAGAAUAUUUACCAUUGUUCAUAUCUGCUGGAUAUGAUAUGAGAACUGUUUCAAAAAUGACACCAGAAGAUUUAACUGCUAUUGGUGUAAAGAAACCAAAUCAUAGAAAGAAAUUAAAAGCAGAAAUUGGUUUAUUAAAUAUAUCUGAUGGACUAUUAGACUACAUUCCUGGGUCGUUAGAUGAAUGGCUUAGAUUACUAAGACUUGAAGAAUAUGGAUCAGCGUUAGAAGCUCAAGGUUAUUCAACAAUAGAUGAUGUAACUCAGUUAACAUGGGAAGAUUUAGAAGAUAUUGGAAUAGUCAAACUUGGGCAUCAAAAAAGAUUAUUACUAGCAAUUAAACGAGUAAAAGAUAUUAAGGCUGGAAAAUCAUUUGUUCCUCAUUCUCCAUAUAUUAUUCAAACUCAAGCCUGCAUCGAGUCACCAUUAAGCAUUGUAAGCAGCAGUUCUGGAUGUGGAACAAGUAUCACUAACAUAAGUUGCGGUACAGGCAGUGUUGAACUUGAUUUACCUCGUGUUCAUGCCACGUAUCACAGCUUUCAUCAACCUUGGGAAUUAGAGAGUAGCAAACAACUAUAUUGUCAAACAGAUAUUGUUCCCAUCAAGUCCCCUAGACCUACUCCGGAUUCGAACUGGACACUCGAAUUUCAGGAAUCGCUAAGAGGAACUCAUCGUGGCAAAUCAUUAGAAAGUCUACAUGAAAAUAUGAAUUCAACAACUGGAGGUACAAGUAGUUUUGUUGGUCCUCCACAGUGGAGACAUCAGCAAAAAAGUUUUGAAGAUGGUGAUUUAACACCGACAAAUGAAACAUCUAUUCUUCAUGAAUGUGGUGGUACAUUGCCUAGACCAAGAGGACUAGUUAAGCCAAGAUUAGUAGCUAAAGUUCCCGCUUUAUUUACUCAACAAAAUAUAGAAGACUGUUCAGGAUUAAAUACAUUGAAACGUAGACCACCGUCACCACCUAAACGUCAACAGUCUUGUGAAGAUAAUAAAAAGGGUCAUCAAGUAACUGUUGUUGCUGAUCUACAUUGUAUUCCAACAUUAAAAUCUAAAUCUUUGGGCAAAUGGACUACAGACAAUAUGUCUUCUAAACAUAACUUGGAGGAUCAUAUUGGAUCAAAUGCAAGCUUUAAAUCAAAUUCAAGUACUGAGUCAGAUACUAUUCCAUUUGCCAAUGAAAAUGCUGGCACAAUUAAACAGAGAACGAUCAGAUCUACAAAUGAAUUAAUUCAACCCAUGCUUGCUGAAGGAUCUCAUUCUAUGCACACAACUUCAAGUUAUUCAAUGCACUCAACGACAAGUCAAUUUUCGUUAAUGCCUCCUAGCGGUAAAAAAGAACCAGCAGAUGUUUUAAAUGAUAUCGGAAAUAUGUUAGCCAAUUUAACUGAUGAGUUAGAUGCCAUGUUAGAAGAAGAAAAAAGACAAGGCCUCAAUGAUUAAAUCAAUUAAUUCUUUAUAAGAAUUAAAUUAACUGUACUUGCCCUAACUGUCAAGAAAAAACUACAUUUGUUCCAUCCAAUCAAAAAGAGACAAUUUUAUGUUCCUUUUUAGUUUCUGUGAGUUGUAAAAUUUAAAUCGCAAAAAAAAUUGUAAUCUUAUUUGUAUCUUAUUAAAUCUGUCAUUGUUAGGCUAUAAGAGAAAAAACACCAAUUGUAAUUGUAUUCUUCACUCCUUGCUCUUAAGUUUUAAUUUUAAAUAAGUUAACAAUUUUAGAAAUAUGGCUGAUACUAUCUUUAUCUCACCUAAACAUUAUAAAUUGGUAUGGAUUAGAAUCAGCCUUCUGAAUCAUAUAUAUAUUAUUUUAAUAACCACAAUUAACUAUUACUCAAAUUUAUUUUUAACAUUUUAAAAUUUAAUAUUAUAUAAUUUCUAUGCAACUAAAAUAUUAUAAUUGUUACUAUUAGUGUAGACAUAUCACCUUAAACGUCUUCCUGUUUUAUAAUUUUAAUCGAAAAUAUAACUUGUUUAUACGAUUUAAAAAACUUUACCCAAGUUAUAUAGAGACAUAUUAUAUUAUAUUUCUAAAUUAUUACUUAUAGGUAGCUAUUUUGAUUAGGUUAUAAAUUAAUCAUAGGUAACUUUUAUUUAUAAAUUGAAUAUUGUUUAAAAUACUUUUAGAGGCGACAUAUUUGACUGAUUAGAGAGACAGUUAGUAAUCUUUGAACCAUAAAGAUGUAUAUUGUUUAAAUACUUAUCCUGUGUCUAUGGUUAAUACUUUAUAUCUGUUCAUUUUAUCAUAAAUAAUGUAAUGAACUUUGGUGAGGUUAUUUAUUCAUUUAUAUUAGUUUAAAAUUAAUCGUUUUCGCUAAUGUUAGAUGAACCACAUCUUCACCACAUGAGAAUUGUAAUUUGAUUAUUCUUAAUGGGCAUUUCCAUUACUUGGCAAUAUAACAUUUAUAUUGUAUGUACAAAUAAUAACUCAGCUAUUAGCAUUUUAUAUAAGAUACACCUAGUAAAAUCAUAUUCACCGACCAGUGUACAGGGAGAAGAACAUUGAGUUUGUAAAAUGUUAUUUAAUGAUUAAAUAACAUUUAGAAUCUAAAACAUUUGUAUAUUAUGGAAGUAGGUUUAUUAU
Molecule: messenger RNA, 3782 nt
Organism: Diuraphis noxia (Russian wheat aphid)
Lineage: Eukaryota; Metazoa; Arthropoda; Insecta; Hemiptera; Aphididae
Gene: ckn
Product: CRK like proto-oncogene, adaptor protein
Biological process (GO): cell surface receptor protein tyrosine phosphatase signaling pathway; axonogenesis
Cellular component (GO): axon; focal adhesion
Molecular function (GO): signaling adaptor activity; protein phosphatase binding
Source: RefSeq, a predicted model, not a curated record